Molecule: messenger RNA, 2134 nt
Organism: Caenorhabditis elegans
Lineage: Eukaryota; Metazoa; Nematoda; Chromadorea; Rhabditida; Rhabditidae
Gene: ntfc-1
Product: Cytosolic purine 5'-nucleotidase
Exons: 10
Coding region: 74-1744 (556 amino acids)
Source: RefSeq, marked reviewed
GCGCCUCACAAACUGAGCCACAAACUUACUUCUACGGCUUACUCCUAUCAAGAUACACUGAAGGAUUUAAAAAAUGGUUAGCUGGAAAGACUCCAAUGCAGACGAAAGGGUAUUCGUUAACCGGUCCCUCCGGUUGGAGAAAAUCACCCACUUUGGAUUCGACAUGGAUUAUACCCUUGUUCAGUACAAAGCUCCUGAUAUGGAAUAUCUGGCAUUCAAUAUGGCUGUCCAACGUCUUGUAGACACUGGUUAUCCUGAAGAAAUCAAAAGUUUCAAAUAUGAUCCAAUUUUCCCAGUUCGUGGUCUGUGGUUCGAGUUUCAAUUCGGAAAUUUGCUCAAAGUUGAUGGAUUUGGAAACAUUCUCGGAGGAAUUCACGGUCUCCGUUUCUUGAAAAACCAUGAAAUCGAGGAGAUGUACCCGAACAAGUACCUACCAUUGUCCGACUCGCGGGUUUAUGUAUUGAACACGCUGUUCAACAUGCCCGAGACUCAUCUUAUCUGUCAACUUAUCGACUUCUUUGACAAGCAUCCACAUUAUUCGAUGCUCACUGAUAAGACGGGAGUGAAAGGUGGCGAGGUGAUGAUGUCAUACAAAUCAAUUUUCCAAGAUUUGAGACGAGUUAUUGACUGGGUUCAUGUGGAGAGCACGAUGAAAAAGCAAGUAAUGGAAAAUCCGGAGAAGUAUGUCAUUCGUGAUGAGCGUGCACCACGUUUCUUGAGCCAGCUCAGAGAGCACGGCAAGAAAACAUUCCUCCUCACCAACAGCGACUGGACGUACACUAAUGUGAUGAUGAAGUUUAUUUUGGGAGAUGACUGGAAGACCUACUUCAACAUCAUAGUUGUAGAUUCGUGCAAGCCGAGAUGGUUUGCAGAGGGAACAGUUUUUAGAGAAGUCAACACUGACACCGGAUCCUACAAACUCGGAAUUCAUACUGGACCGCUCAGAGAAGGAGUCGUCUAUUCUGGAGGAUCCUGUGACGCUUUCCAAAAAAUGAUGAAAUGCCGUGGAAAGGAGGUCCUUUACGUCGGAGAUCACAUUUUCGGAGAUGUACUUCGCUCGAAGAAAUCCCGCGGAUGGAGGACCUUCCUAGUUGUUCCGGAGCUUGUUAACGAGCUGACUGUGUGGACUGAUAGCAAGCCAUUGUUCGAUGAGAUGGGACAUAUGGAGAGCACGUUGGCUGACAUCUAUAAGAAUUUGGAUGGAGCUUCUCGUCAUAAGCCUGUCGUCAAGGACAUCGUUGAUAAGAUUAGAAAACUUACCAAUCAAAUGGACGAGGAGUAUGGAUGUUUGGGAAGUCUUUUUAGAACCGGAGGCCGAACUACCUUCUUUGCCUCUCAAGUCGAAAGAUAUGCUGACGUCUACGCUUCUUCUUGCUACAACCUUGUACACUAUCCAUCAUUCUACUAUUUCCGUGCACCAAUGAAAUGCAUGCCACAUGAGCUUACAGUCGACCACGCACACACUUUGAGAUCUCGAUCAAACACUCUGGAACGCCAACAAAGUGUCGGACAGCAAGUUCGUGGAUGGAACAAGAAAACGUUGAACGAUCAGGAAACGUUCUGCCACGAGGAGGAAGAGGACGAAGAUCAAACUAACAGCAGCAGCAGCGAUGGAGAGGCAACGAAGCGUGAACGUACCAAGUCAGGUAGCGACGCUUCUUCGAACGCUGGAGACAUUUCAACCGAGCCACCACACCAGGAUGUUGUCACUCCUGCACCGGCAUUUGUCGAACACACUGCUUAAAUUUUUUGAACUAGGCGCAUUUUUCCAUAGCUUAAACAACUUGGUUUUUGACUCGUUUUUAUUCAAAUCGGCCUGCUUUAACUCACAUAAUUUACCCUUCUUCUUCUUCCCUCAUGAAUUCUAUUCAAUUCGUUGUUCACCCCCCGACCCUAUUAUUUUUUCCAACCACUUCAUUCACGAGCCUUAUUUUUGAACUUGUUCUCUUUUGAAGACCGACUCCACCGAACGUGUGUAACAUCAUUAUUCUUCAUUCACUGAAUUUUUUCAAUUCAUUCCGGAUUUUUUCUUGAUAUUCUAUGCUUACUGCAUUUUGUUUCUAGAUUAUGCAAUGCUUUGUCUUCCUAAUUUUAAACAGUUUUUGUUUCUAAAGUAAUAAAAUGAAAGGUGAUU